AUGCCACCGUUCGUGACUGCACCGCUUAAGUCGUUACAGGAACUCGCCGAUUGGGAUUCAGCAGAAACUCCUGUCUAUGUUACAAUCCGUCGAGAUUCUGUCAAGAAGCCAGAAAAAUCACGACCAAAAGUAAUUGUCUGUCAUGAUUUCAAAGGAGGAUAUAACGAGGACGCAUCAUGGCAAGGAAAUCAUCAAUUUAACGCGUAUAGAUUCGACCAUUGGUCCUCAAUUGACGUGUUUAUAUACUUCAGUCAUUGGAGGAUUACUAUUCCACCACCUACCUGGAUUAAUGCUGCACAUACGAACAAUGUCAAGAUCCUUGGAACGUUUAUAACUGAAUGGGAUGAAGGAAUCGAGGAGAAUUUAAGACUUAUCUAUGGUGUAGAUGAUCCAAGUAGUGGAACAGUGUCAGAUCAGUUUGCUGUCAAACUUGCACAGAUUGCUAAACACUAUGCAUUUGACGGCUGGCUUUUGAAUAUCGAAUCUCCUCUGAGGAAUGCUCAACAAGCCCACGACAUGGUCAAGUUUGUUGAGAUCUUGACCGACACCAUGCAUGAAUAUGUGCCUGGGUCGCUAGUGAUUUGGUAUGAUAGUCUGACUACUGAAGGAAAGAUUGAAUGGCAAGACGGUCUCACGUCCCGCAACCGCCCAUUCUUUGAAGCCGCUGACGCGAUCUUCACGAACUAUACUUGGAAGGCACAUCAACCUGCACACGAUUCUCAAGAAGCUGGAGAUAAAAGGACGGACGUGUUUGUUGGGAUUGAUUUUUGGGGAAGGAACACGUUUGGUGGUGGUGGAUUUAAUGUGCACAAGGCUCUAAGAGUAAUCAAGGACGCCGGGACAUCAGUCGCAAUGUUCGCGCCAGGAUGGAGUUAUGAGCACCUUGAUUCGAGCAUGUUUGAGUUGUAUGAGGCUUGUUUGUGGCAUGGUAUUCAUAAGAUGGACCCGUCAAAGAUUGUCUUGCCAGCGAAGGAUGUUGAGGAAAACGCUUCGACAAAUCCUGAUGAAAAUGAUCUAGGAUGUAUUACAGAUUAUAUUAAACCACGAGCUUCUAUCACCUCCCUCUACUCCAACUUUUGUCUUGGAGCUGGUCUCGAGUAUUAUGUUGGUGGGAACCGAGUGAGCUCAACGCCGUGGCAUCAUAUCGGAAGGACGUCACUCUUGCCGAGUUUCAAUCACCGUCCAUCCACCAUCCUUGUACUGGACGGCAGCAAUCUACGUCCAGAUCGUACGACUUGUGCCUAUACAUCUAAACUCGAAACGGGGAAAGCGUUUUGGGGUGGCUCUAGUCUUGUCAUUCGUGGGAGCGAUCGUCCUUUAAACCAAAGUUUGGUUACAAUCCCAUUAUUUGGCCUGGAUAUCGCGUAUGGUGACAGUCUGAGUCACCUACGUGUAAGAGUAACAGAUGUGUCCCAGGACAUUGCAAUCGGAUUUAUCAUAACACACGAAACAGGGACAGAAUAUGUCGUGUUUCCCAAAUUAGUUAGUGUCGUUGGUGAUUGGACGACACUAGAAACUGAUUUAGGGGCAGUAUGGAGUAGUGGAGAUGUGUUGAAAGAAUUGGGACUGGUGUUUGCUCACAAGUCUCAUUCUCAUACAUAUGGAGUGAGCAAGUCCGAUAUACUCCCAGAUGAACAAGUACCGGGCACAGAAACAGAUAUCCUUGCUCGUAUAGGCGAGAUAUCACUCAUAGACCCAGACCCAAGCAAUCCACCAGCCCCACCUGAUCACCAUCUAUCCCUAACAACGUCCGAUAUAACAGACCUUGGCCCAAACGUUGAAUUCACGUUAUCCUGGAAUUUACAGGACAUUCCUAUAAUCACGUGGGAAGUGUUUGUGGAUGAUGAGUGGGUGGGUACGGCGUUUGGGAAUGCGUUUCGGCUCGUGAGGCCGAAAGUGUGGGCGUUUGGAAGGAUUAUGUUGGUUGGGUACGCGGAUGGUGAUAGUGAGAAGAGUGUUGUGCUUGUGGGUAACUGGGAGAUAUAA
This is a messenger RNA of Synchytrium microbalum, 1986 nucleotides long. RefSeq names its product mannosyl-glycoprotein endo-beta-N-acetylglucosaminidase. Bases 1 to 1986 code for a protein of 661 amino acids. The transcript is spliced from 8 exons. The record is from RefSeq and is a predicted model, not a curated record. Lineage: Eukaryota; Fungi; Chytridiomycota; Chytridiomycetes; Synchytriales; Synchytriaceae. Gene Ontology annotation, molecular function: mannosyl-glycoprotein endo-beta-N-acetylglucosaminidase activity. Gene Ontology annotation, cellular component: cytoplasm. Gene Ontology annotation, biological process: protein deglycosylation.